Messenger RNA from Sebastes umbrosus (honeycomb rockfish), 2036 nucleotides. RefSeq names its product POC1 centriolar protein A (gene poc1a). Gene Ontology annotation, biological process: cilium assembly. Gene Ontology annotation, molecular function: protein binding. The record is from RefSeq and is a predicted model, not a curated record. Lineage: Eukaryota; Metazoa; Chordata; Actinopteri; Perciformes; Sebastidae. Gene Ontology annotation, cellular component: centriole; ciliary basal body. The coding region runs from base 266 to 1678 and encodes 470 amino acids. The transcript has 11 exons.
UGAUGAACAGGUAUUAAAGGUGCAGCGGCCCCUUUAAGAAAUCCGACCAGAGCUAGAGCGCCCAGUCGCGGCGCGUAAACCGAAUUCUGUUGUUGUCAGCAGCAACCAGCUAAUGUAGCUGUAAGCUAAGCUAACGUUAGCCUACCGGUUAGCCAGCACAUACACUACCGUUUCUCUCAUUCACCGGAAUAAAGAAGUAGAGUUACGUUACAGUCGGUCGCUGCCUCGCUGUCACCGGCUGUUUGUUGUCAGGACAUCAGUGAAGAUGACUUCUGCCCCGUCUGAUCCAACUCUAGAGAGACAUUUCAAGGGUCACAGGGACAAUGUUACAAGUGUGGACUUCAGCUGCAACAUGAAACAGAUUGUUCCCACACCUGUGCUCCCUCCCCUCCCAGCCACAGGCUCUCAUGACUCCUGUGUGAUGAUCUGGAACAUGAAACCUCAGAUGCGAGCGUAUCGUUUUGAUGGACACAAAGAUGCUGUCACUUCUGUUCAGUUUUCUCCCUCUGGCCACCUGGUGGCCUCUGCCUCCAGAGACAAGACUGUACGUCUGUGGAUGCCCAGCAUGAAGGCUGAGUCAACAGCUUUCAGGGCUCACACUGCCACUGUGCGAAGCGUUAACUUUUCUGGCGAUGGACAGAAUCUGGUCACAGCCUCUGACGACAAGACCAUCAAAGUGUGGACCGUCCACAGGCAAAAGUUUCUCUUCUCUCUCAACCAGCACAUCAACUGGGUCCGCUGUGCCAAGUUUUCUCCAGAUGAUCGUUUGAUUGUGUCGUCCAGUGAUGAUAAGACUAUAAAGCUGUGGGACAAGAAUAGCAGAGAGUGCAUUCAUUCUUUCUAUGAACAUGCGGGUUAUGCAAACCAUGUGGACUUCCAUCCCAGUGGAACAUGCAUCGCUGCAGCCAGUACUGACAACUCUGUCAAGGUGUGGGACAUCAGAUCCCAUAAGAUGCUACAGCACUACCAAGUCCACAGUGGUGCGGUGAACAGCUUGUCUUUCCACCCGGCUGGUAAUUUCCUCAUCACUGCGUCCAGCGAUUCCACAAUGAAGAUACUGGACCUUGUAGAGGGCAAGCUACUGUACACACUGCACGGACACCAGGGUCCAGUGACCUGUGUGGCCUUCUCCAGAACAGGAGAGUAUUUUGCCUCUGGAGGUUCUGAUGAACAGGUAAUGGUGUGGAAGAGUAACUUUGACUGUGCUGAAGGCAGUGAUGGUGCCAGGCUACAACAUAGAACUACUUCCAGCUUGCAGACGCUACCUGCCAGCUCCACGGCUCACCCCGCUUUUAACUCCCAUCCAUCUGGGCUCCGCAGCCAGGCUUCCGAACCAUCAGAAUAUUGUAACGGACAGGACUCCCACACCGCUGUCCACACUCAGAGCAACAGUCGCAGCCACAGCAGAGCGACUCAAUCCCACACCCACAGACACCUCAGCGCCAGUUCUUCCUCCACCCACCAGACACAGACCCGAGGUCGACCACAGGACUCACCCCAGGUCCAAGCACAGUCCCAGGCCUCAGAUGGAGGAGUCCCGCCUGGUCUAGCCAGCACCCUGGAACACAUCAUAGGUCAACUGGAUAUUCUCACUCAGGCCAGAGAUGGUUUCAGCAACAAAGACACACAAAUAUUAAAAACAGAACAACCUCUUCUGUGCUGUUUGGUACUAUAUUAGACUGGCACAUUGGCUCUGCACAGGUGUAUGUGUCUGUGGUAGAGUUUAUUCCUCACAUUCAUAGUUACAUUUCAGUAUUUCAUUGGCAACCAUUCUCUACAGAAGGUGGAAAACACUGAGACUGUCCACAGUGAGUUACCUGGGACAAAGUUACUAUUAUGUUUUUGAAAUGUAAUUUUGAUGCUGUAUGCACCACAAAUGAAAUUCCACUCACCUCUGUUAUCUGGAGGAAAAAAUGUAACUAUCUUCACUUGUGAUAUGGGUGAACUGACCCUCUAACAUGCAUACAUACAUACAUACAUAUAUACACCAGACUGGCAGCUAACUGUAACUGAAUUGCACUGAGACAAACAUUUGC